AUGGAUAAACAAUUCGACACCGUCAAGAACAAGCUUGACGAGUGCGGUGCCACUACAGAGGAACAUGCUGGCAUGAGCAUGGCCUUGGAACCCUAUGGUCCUUCCGGUAUGAUUACAUUCCCUUUCUCGAAAGGUUUCCGCGGUCUCUUCGCAUCUCCAUACGUCGCAGCCUGUGCCGCCUUCGCAGCCAUUGGCGGCCUGCUUUUUGGCUAUGAUCAAGGUGUCAUAUCCGUGACCCUUGUCAUGGAUCAUUUCCUCGAUCGGUUCCCUGAAGUUUCGGAUGAUGCGCCAGGUGCAGGUUUCAAAAAAGGGCUCAUGACUGCCAUGAUCACACUUGGGGCCUUUAUCGGAGCUAUCAAUCAAGGCUGGAUCGCCGAUUGGAUCUCUAGAAAGCGUUCUAUCAUGGUUGCAGUCGUGGUGUUCACUAUCGGGUCUACGCUUCAGACGGCUGCGGUUAAUUACACUAUGCUUGUUGUGGGCCGUUUCAUUGGCGGUAUCGGCAUUGGACAACUUUCAAUGGUGGUGCCUCUUUACAUAUCAGAGAUUUCCCCUCCGGAAAUUCGUGGAUCUCUGCUUGUAUUUGAAGAGCUAUCCAUCGUUAUCGGUAUUGUAGUGGCCUUUUGGAUAACUUAUGGAACAAAGGACAUUUCUAGUCACUGGUCCUGGCAGCUACCAUUCCUCCUCCAGAUCUUACCAGGUUUAUUACUGGGAUUCGGCGCCAUAUUCCUACCCUACUCUCCUCGAUGGCUAGCCUCCAAGGAUCGUGAAGAAGAGGCUUUGACCAAUCUUGCCAAAUUGCGAGCACUCCCCGAAAACGACUCUCGAGUUCAGCGGGAAUGGAUGGACAUCAUCGCUGAAGCCCGGUUCCAAGCAUCUGUUCUGCGAGAGCGCCACCCUCAACUCACGCAACGCACAGAUACCGCUGGAAAGAUUCGACUUGAAAUCGUGAACUGGACCGACUGCUUCAAGCCUGGUUGCUGGAAGAGAACGCUUGUUGGUGCAGGUCUUAUGUUCUUCCAGCAGUUCACUGGGAUCAAUGCGCUGAUUUACUAUUCACCGACUCUGUUUGGUACCAUGGGUCUCGAUUAUGAUAUGCAACUCAUCAUGUCAGGAGUCCUUAACGUCACACAAUUGAUCGGUGUUUUAUCGAGCUUGUGGACGAUGGACCGCUUUGGCCGUCGAGGCAUUCUCCUUUGGGGUAGCUUCCUUAUGUUUGUUCCACAUCUCAUCAUUGCCAUCCUUGUCGGCAAAUUCUCCAACGAUUGGCCGAGCCAUACUGCCGAGGGAUGGACCAGUGUUGCUUUUCUACUCUUCUACAUGCUCGCAUUUGGCGCCUCUUGGGGACCUGUCCCUUGGGCCAUGCCUGCUGAAGUCUUUCCCUCGUCUCUCAGAGCGAAGGGUGUCGCGAUUUCUACAUGUUCAAAUUGGAUUAAUAACUUCAUCAUUGGCCUUAUUACUCCCCCAUUGGUCCGCGAAACUGGGUUUGGAGCAUAUGUGUUCUUCGCAGUCUUCUGUCUCCUUUCAUUUAUUUGGGUUUGGUUUAGUGUACCUGAGACAAACGGCAAGUCUUUGGAGGACAUGGAUGAGGUAUUUAAUGACCGAAGCGGAGUGGCAGAUGUCGCUAAGAAGGAGCGUAUUCUUGCUGAGGUACUUGCUGAAAGGGUAGCUCGUCAGGAGUAA
Molecule: messenger RNA, 1680 nt
Organism: Fusarium sp. VM40
Lineage: Eukaryota; Fungi; Ascomycota; Sordariomycetes; Hypocreales; Nectriaceae
Source: the annotation of a GenBank genome assembly